CAGCACGACAGCAGCUAACGACACAACAGUGAGCUCUGCCCUGGAGGUGCUUCGCCCGCUGAUACUUUCAGGGAGGUUCACAGGCUGGGUGGAGCAUUCAAGGUGUGUCUCAUUUUUUUAUUGACUCACCGUCGGUAGCGACUGAUACUCGCAGAGUAAAGUCCUCCUGACAGCGCAAGUAUAGGAGGAGACGAGUGUCUUCAGUUUGAGCUCUUAAAGGCGACAUUAAUCCAUCUCCUGUCACUCCCUGAACGGCAAACUUUCGGUGGAGUCCAGCGUCCUCGCGUCGACCACUUCAAAGGGUGUCCGAAAAUGGCGAAGGUUUUAAUUUUCAACAUAUUCCUGGUGUUGAUUCUGUCCGGUGUGGAGUCGUGUCACAUCCCGAGCUCGCAGUACACCUACGUGCCAAACACAAUUCCAGCUGGCCAAUAUGUAACAACAGUUGACUUUUUCGACUGUGAAACCAAACCAUUACGCUUCACUGUAUCUGACUCCAGUUUUAAAAUAUACAGUAAUGGGACAGUCGAGGCAGCAGCUACUGUGUCAGUGGCAAAAGCAGAGCGGAUAUUUUAUGUGUAUGCUGAAGACAACACUGGCCAGCAAAAUAUAAUUGCGAUGCACCUUGACCCCAAAACAGCAGUGGGAAAGAAGACAGACCAGAUGUUCCUGAGGCGCUCCAAGAGGCGGUGGAGCCCCCCUCCCUUCAACAUAUUAGAGAACGAGAAGGAGCCUUUUCCUAAAGAGAUCGACAGGAUUGUGUCAGACUCAGAAACGGAUCAGGAAGUAUUCUAUACCGUCAGCGGACCAGGCGUGGAUUCACCUCCACUGGAGCUGUUCACUCUGGAUUCGAAUUCUGGGAUGUUGAAGGUGCUCAAGCCAGUGGAUCGUGAGCAGUACCCAAAGUUUGUCCUAACAUUUAGAGUUUUCAACAAAUUCACAAAAGUUGAGACAGACAAACCUCUGGACAUUGAUGUAAUUGUUGAUGAUGUGAAUGACAACGCUCCAGAAUUCAAAGACCCUCUUAUGUUCACUGUGCCGGAGAAAAGCAAAGCAGGUUCAAUUGUGGGGAAGGUGAAUGCUACAGACAAAGACCAAAAAGGGACGCUUCACGUCAAAAUCAGGUACUCUCUCCUGACUGGAUCAAACUUGUUUGCCAUCCACCCAAACACAGGCAUCCUCACUACAAAAACGGACACCCUGGAUAGAGAGGCACAGGACAAGCACUUGGUGGUAGUACAAAUCAAAGACAUGGAUGGUGGAGAUAAAGGGCUAUUAAACACAGGGACAGCAACCAUAAGUCUGACUGAUGUCAACGACAACCCUCCAUCUUUUUUGAAAACAUCCUAUGAACCGAGUGUCAACGAAAAUGAAAGGGAGAAACUUAUCCUUCGAAUUCCUGUUGAAGAUAAGGAUUUAGUCAACACUUCAAACUGGGUUUCAAAAUUUGAAAUCACAAAAGGAAAUGAGAACGGAAACUUCAGAAUGGAAACUGACUCCAAAACAAAUGGCGGGCUUUUGUAUGUGUCAAAGCCAUUGGAUUUUGAGAAGACUCCAAGAGUCAAUCUUGAGAUUAUGGCACGCAAUGUAGCCGAUCUUAAAGGCACCACAGCUACUUGGAAUUCCAUCCCUGUGAACGUUGCAGUCACUAAUGUUGAUGAAGGCCCAGAAUUCACAGCUCCUACUGUCCAAUUCAGUGUCAAGGAAAACACACCAAACGGCACGUUGAUAGGAACAUACAAAGCUUUGGAUCCAGAGACCAAGAGCAGCGAUGGCAUCAAGUAUUACAAAGCCACAGAUCCAGCCUCAUGGAUCAACCUCAACAGAGAUACCGGAGAGCUGAAGGUUGCAAACACCAUUGACAGAGAGUCACAUUAUGUUCAGAAUGGACUUUACAACAUCACCGUGAAAGCUGUAGAUGCUAGCUCCAAGACAGGAACAGGAACUGUAAUCAUUGUGGUGGAAGAGGACAACGACAACAUACCAACGAUCCCUACUAGCGAGAUGGUGUUGUGUGAGAAGGAUGGAGAGUUGGGCUCUGUGCUUGUUGUCGCUGAAGACAAGGACCAGUCCCCCUUUUCUUCACCGUUCAGCUUUAGUUUGCCAGAUGAUAAUGAUGGCAAAUGGGUUUUGUCACAAUUCAAUGACACAACAGCUAAGUUAACACAGCUGAAAGACCUUCCUAUGGGGACAUACGAUGUUCCUGUGGAGGUUAAAGAUCUGCAGGGCCUUGGUGAAACACAGAUAGCCAAAGUAAGGAUCUGCCAGUGCAGGAACGGAGUCUGCUUGGCCAAGCGGAGCUCUGUGUCACUAGGGCCUCUGGCUUUACUGGCUCUGCUGCUGCCUCUGUUCCUCCUCCUUCUGCUCUGCCUACUCCUCAUCUUCUUCUGUGUGACAAAGAGAGAGAAGUUGCAGCUGGAGGAUGCAGGAGACAGUGGCGGAAUCCUGCUCAAAUCAAACACCGAGGCCCCUGGGGAGGAAGUGGAUGCAAGCCUCAUCACUGUCCCCACAGUUAUUAAUGAUGCAGCAGUGAAGGGCUCAGUUAAGGGGCUGAAUACAGGGUGGCAAGGGACCAAGAGCACCAGCUCAAUGGGAGGCAUGGGCAUGGGCCAACAGGAGAAUGGGAUGUAUACAGGUGUGAAAACAACUGAGUUUUAUUCUGGCCAGUAUGAUAGCCAGUAUGGCUCACAGUUCAACGGAGGUCAGAUGCUUGGUAGUGGUGUGGCCUUUGGCAGCAGGUACUUUGCCCAGGACUCCUCCUUCCUUCACACCUGGCAGACAAAUGGACGCUACCUAGAGCAGAAGCUUCCCUAUCUUGGAAAUGAGGACGAGGGACGCUACGCAGAUGACAUCAUCCACUCCUACGGCUACGAGGGGGCGGGCUCUGCAGCCGGCUCUGUGGGAUGCUGCAGUGACUUCGGUGAUACGGAUAACCUCGACUUCAUAAAUACACUGGGACCAAAGUUCAAAAGUCUGGCAGAAGUCUGCAGAAAGACAUGAACAAUGAAGUUCUGAAGUAGUAGUGUUUACUGGACAGGAAGUAAGGAGGGCUGGGAUCUGAAUGCUUGGUGUGCCCCUGAACGUGAAUGAGAAAAAUAACAAGCAGGUGAUGUCAGUGUGUGCACACUGCUCUGCUAUUGCCUAUUGCUGCAAGUUUUUUUUUAAAUUUUAAAUUGUUUUUUUUGCUUUUUUUGGUCUUUUGCACUGAAAACUAGUCAUAUGCAUUGAUUUGUACAUACUUAGUGUCGUGCUUUAUGUGUUGUUUGCCUUUGGAGUUUUGUGUUUUCAACCCUUCAUCAAUAAGCUGCUUAUCCUUUUAGAGGACAGCAGGAGCUGGUUACACAGGUUUAUUGUGAUAGCUGUAAUGCAAGUGAAGUUAAGGUUUUUUAUUAGUAAGUAUGGGUAUUUUACUGGUAUUCAUAGUUUUUGAUUGCCAUGAGUGACAGUUUUUGCAUUUAUUUGGUUCUUCUUUAAAUAUCUGCUCAGUUUUAGAGUUUUGUAUAUAUAUUUUUUAAAGAAAGAUGAAAUAAAUAACAUCAAAUAAGAUGGAGAAAAGCUUUCUUUUACUUUAAAUUUCCCACACGGAGUGAUUCAUUUCAAGUGACAUGUUUGUUGACUGUCUUCUGGCUUUUUCUAAAUCACACAGUAAUUAUCUCUGCAAACACAUUCCAGAGCGACUCUUGACCGCUGGCUGGGCGUAGCUUCAGUGCACAGUAUCACAGAGGUUGUUUCGCCAUUCAGGCAGUAAUCCUGUCAAAGUCAGCACAAGGGCGUGAAAGGGAGGAGUGAGGUGUUUCUGAUACAGCCUGUAACUGUCUGAAUACAAUACUGACCCCAUGCAAGAUCAUACAUAUGGUGUAAAACAUGCUUGAACAGGCUAAUUAAAGGGAAUCAGAGGCCUCUGUGUAUGAUUUGUAAUAUCAUACCUAUAAUUUUUGUUCUCAAAAAUUAUAGGUUUGGCUAUCUAGUUUGGAUUUUAUUCUAUGAAGUGUAAAAUAAAAAAAAAAAAGGUUACAAAUGUUAUUUUUUGUGUGGGUACUUUGGCAGAAAGAUAGGCACGUCUUUGUGCUCAGGAUGUCUGUACCCUGGUGAAUGAUUUACUGGGUGUGGCUUUGAGCUUACACAACAUGAGAGGUACAAUGAUCCACUGAUCAGCUAAUGUUUACCUCUUCUGCAGAGCAAGUUGGUGCACUUUUAGGCAGAGUAGCAUUGUGUCCUUCCUGCAAUUAUCCAGUUUUAUCCAUGCCAACAGUGAGACUUUUGCUAACCCAAAUGAAAGUGCCACUCCAAU
Messenger RNA from Cheilinus undulatus (humphead wrasse), 4288 nucleotides. It is a transcript of the gene dsc2l, whose product is annotated as desmocollin 2 like. The coding region runs from base 313 to 2997 and encodes 894 amino acids. The transcript has 16 exons. Gene Ontology annotation, cellular component: postsynaptic specialization membrane; postsynaptic density; adherens junction. Gene Ontology annotation, biological process: regulation of synaptic transmission, glutamatergic; adherens junction organization; cell-cell junction assembly. Gene Ontology annotation, molecular function: calcium ion binding; cadherin binding. The record is from RefSeq and is a predicted model, not a curated record. NCBI's taxonomy places the organism in Eukaryota, Metazoa, Chordata, Actinopteri, Labriformes, Labridae.